CUCAAGAUGGCGCUGCACCUGGUGCGGAAGGCGCGCGGAUGCCGUAGCUUCAUUCGGACAUUUCACGGAGGAGCCGUUGCGGAUCCCGUUCCCCAGAAUAAUGGCAUGCAUCGGAUAUUCUCUGGCAUCCAGCCUACAGGGAUCCCUCAUCUGGGCAAUUACCUGGGAGCCAUUGAGAGCUGGGUGAGUCUACAGGAAGAAUGCAGCUCUGUCCUAUUCAGCAUUGUGGAUCUUCAUUCCAUCACUGUCCCCCAAGAUCCAGCUGUUCUUCACCAGAGCAUCUUGGACAUGACUGCUGUCCUGCUUGCCUGUGGUAUAAACCCAGAAAAAAGCAUUCUUUUUCAACAGUCCCAGGUGCCAGAGCACUCAGAACUGAAUUGGAUCCUUGGAUGUCUGGUCAGGAUGCCACGGUUACAAAAUUUACCCCAGUGGAAGACGAAGAAUGCUAGCCUGAAACAAGAGGGGACAGUGGGUCUGUUCACGUACCCGGUACUUCAGGCUGCAGACAUUCUGUUAUACAAGUCCACACACGUCCCUGUUGGGGAAGAUCAAGUCACACAUAUGGAACUGGUCCGAGAUCUAGCACAACGUUUUAACAAGAAGUAUGGGGAGUUCUUUCCGGUACCCAAAUCCCUUUUAACCUCUACAAAGAAGGUAAAAUCACUCCGAGAUCCUUCGGCCAAAAUGUCAAAAUCGGACCCUGACAAACUAGCCACCAUUAGGAUAACAGACAGUCCAGAGGAGAUUGUGAUGAAAUUUCGUAAAGCUGUCACAGACUUUACUUCAGAGGUGACCUACAACCCAUCCACCCGAAUGGGUGUCUCCAACAUGAUAGACAUUCAUGCUGCAGUGACGGGUCUAACAGUAGAAGAAGUUAUCCACCAGAGCGCUGGUCUUGACACUGCUCAGUACAAAAAUGUGGUGGCAGAGGCUGUUAUUCAGAAAUUUGCACCAAUUAAGAGGGAGGUUGAGAGACUGAAGAUGGAAAAAGACCACUUGAGAAAGAUUUUACAGGUUGGGGCAGAAAAAGCCAAAGAACUAGCAAAGCCGGUGUGCCAAGAAGUCAAGAAAUUGGUAGGUUUUUGAUAGGACCAUGAUCAAUUAAUGAAUAUCUCUAAUGAAGGCAGCUGACCUCGUACACAGAAAACUGUAUUAUUUGUGACUGUUUUGUUAGGCCACCCCAAACUCCUGGUUUCAGAUGAGGAAGCUAUGUUUUGGGACCUUAAAUAAGUGUCACUUUUCCAAAUCUCGUAAACAAAACUUUGCCAUCAGAGACAAAAAAAAAGAAAAUUAAAGCAGUAAGCAUGGCUAAAUAAUCAAAAAUCCCAUGCUGCUGCUGCUGCUUCUUCAUCUUCUUCUUCUUCUUCCUUUUCUUCUUCCUUCUUCUUCUUCCUCCUUCUUCCUUUUCUUCUUCCUUCUUAAUAUUCUUCCUUUUCUUUUUCUUCCUUAUUCUUCUUCCUUCUUCCUCCUUCUUCCUUUUCUUCUUCCUCCUCCUUUUUCUUCUUCUUCUUCUUCCUUUUUGGGGUCAGGGUUCAAGUAAUCCUGCAAGUUUGGAGGGGAUUUUUCCCCCACCAAUCUCCAUCUGGUUCAUUUUACAAAAGUAAUUUUGAAUAGAUCAGGAGCAUAUUCUUGGUCCGACCUCUUCCAUGAGGGUAGAGGGCAAGAGUUUGGAAGGCAGAAAAAUCAUUUGGAUAGUUAGGGGGACAGAGGAGGAAUAAGCAUUUAUAACACCUACUAUGUGCCAGGCUACAUAUUUGGAUUAAAAGUUCUUGCUCUUUAUAAGUUGCUUAGCUGAUUAUUUGUAAUGCUUAGCACAAUUCUUUGCACAUAGUAAGAGCUUAAUAAAUGCAUUCUUCAUUCAUUUGAUUUAUUUAACAGCUUUCCUCUCAAGGACACACAGUUAAACAUUAAGUAAGACACUGAAGGUCAACCUGUAUAUGGAAUGUUGUUCUUCAAGAAUAUUACAGCCAACUUUUGCCAAUAUUUUUAACCAAGAAGCUAAAUCAAAAAACAUCUAUAUGAUAAAUUAUCCAGAAAGUGAGGGUGUGCUUUUUUUUUUAUUCUUCUGGUAUAUUUUAUGGGCAACUGAAACUGAUGAACCCAGCCAGCCAUCUGUGUCGUAUCAGUCAGGCAGUUCAGAUUUCUAUAUAGUAUCAUCUGGGGGCAAGUCUACCUCACCCUCAACCCAGAACACACUGUAGGCUCUCAAUAAAUAUCUAAUGAAAGAUAGAAAAUAGUCCAGAUAUUCUUCACAAAGUAAAAAGCAUUUUUUUUUUAACUUGGCAAUUUCUAUCAAUGCAUGUACUCAUAGUUCACAUCCAUAGGAAAGGGAAUCAUAAGAAACAGACAUUUCCUUUCUUCAACUCUUAGAGCUUCCUCGAAGACGUUCAGGGACAUGCAUCACUGGUCAUUCCAUCUUUGUAGCCUUUUGGAAUGCUUUCCUAGGAGGUAUGUAGUGCCACUUUGUCUCUCUCUCUCUCUCUCUCUCUCUCUCUCUCUCCAGAUUCAUUGUUAGUUUGAAGGGUUAUAGCUUAUUACCAUGUCUCCUAGAUCUAUCUUAGUUCACUAACAAACAUUUGGCGUCACGACUUCAAUCUCCACACUCAGAUGGACAGAGUAUUUGGAUGUUGGUAAAAAAAAAAAAAAUGUUGAGUUUAGCAAAUGUAAGUUAAUAUCUUGCUUGCAUUCCUCUGACCCCGAACCAAAUUCACAGUUAUUCUCUUUUGGAAAUUUGCUCUUCGGAACAGAAGAGAGAGACAAAACAUAAUAUAUUUUUAUGUCUCCCAUCUGAUGUUUUGUGACCAUAUUCAGAAUUGGCAGGGAUAAUUUUGCAAAUUUAUUGCAUCCAUUCACAACAUAGAAUCCAAGUUUUCAUUUCAGGUUUUGAAAUGAAAGAGACCAAUCAACGAGUGACCAUCUUUAAUACCUACCACUCAAUUAACCCAUUUCUGUGUCCUAUUGGAGAACCUAUUGAGAACGACUGAAGGUAGUAGUAAAGGGACUCCCUAGAAAGGCCUCAGAAAUUGAGAGCUGCCCCAAGAAGGGGUGACUUGGCCGAUGACCAACUGACAUUUGACUAGCCCAGUUAUAACAAUGAAAAAUGAACUCUAGAAAAAGGCAUGUGUAGAGUGGAAACCAGAGGCCAAUAUGGGUGGGCAGGAGAUCUCUUCUGAUAUAUAGAGAGGCGUACCAGAAGAAGUCUCUUGCACCUGAACGGAAAGCAAGUACUCACCAGGCUACGAGACCACAGGCAGAUUUUAUGACAGCUCUGAGGGAACAAACCUUUCCUCUCCUACGCUCUUGGUAGAAAAAUAGCCAACAGUGGAAUUUUUGAAGUUGAUGGUUCCCCAGUGAAUGAUCUUAUUUUUUCCAUUGAUUUUAUUGCCUGCCUUUUUCCAAUGCUUUUGUAAUACUUGCUGUUUCUUAUUCAUGAGAUCCUUAAGGCUCCCACAUGCUCAGUACUGAGGAGGCAUGAACUGUUACAGCUUCCUGCUGACCAUAGCCCUUUGAUAAUCACACAGCCACCAUGUGUUUGACCCCAAGAGCAUCCUAGAAACCAUGCUUUUUACUCUUCAGAUCCAUGUUGAUGCCAAAGCCUGCUGCUGCUGCUUCUGCUUCUACCAUCUGGGGUGGAUCUGUUCCUUCAUCUACACAAGCUGCUACAAAAAUCCCACUUGUCUCUUCUCUAUUACACUCUUCCUAGUAGAGCCUUCCUGUCUUCAGCCUAGUCCUUCUCCUUACAGAAAGUACCAGUCAAGAUCCUCCUUGCCUCCUGUUAUUAUCUUUGAGCCCCAAAUGUGACUUCCUAUCCCUUCUUCAUACCCAGCUUUCCUUUUCUCUCUGCUGUCUCCUUCAUACAGUCACUAGAACCCCCCAGCCCAUUGAUCCCUUAUACCCUCGCUACUUCUUUAGUCUUUCUUCUCAUCCCUCAUCCCUGUCUUGUACAUCUUGAACAGCUUCUCAGAGAUCACACCACCUAAUUACUUUUCAAUAAGUCCUUUUUGCAGAUGCCCUUCUAAGAAGCAUAUCCCAAAACGCUUUAGACACUUUGAUUAGCUGAGAAGGGAAGCAUUAACAAUCCCAUUUUAUCCAUCCUAACCCAAAAAUGUCAACCACUGCCACUCCUCUGAAAUUCCUGUAUGUGUGCAUAUUGUGUCUAUAUAUGUUUUAUAUCAUGUAAUUAUGUAAUACAGAUUAUAGAAUAUAAUA
Trichosurus vulpecula (common brushtail) is the source of this 4209-nucleotide messenger RNA. RefSeq names its product tryptophanyl tRNA synthetase 2, mitochondrial (gene WARS2). The coding region runs from base 7 to 1086 and encodes 359 amino acids. Gene Ontology annotation, cellular component: mitochondrion; mitochondrial matrix. Gene Ontology annotation, biological process: mitochondrial tryptophanyl-tRNA aminoacylation. Gene Ontology annotation, molecular function: ATP binding; tryptophan-tRNA ligase activity. NCBI's taxonomy places the organism in Eukaryota, Metazoa, Chordata, Mammalia, Diprotodontia, Phalangeridae. The record is from RefSeq and is a predicted model, not a curated record. The transcript has 6 exons.